AUGGAAGCCGGAGGGAAGGCAUGCGGGGAGUGCGGCAAGGCGCUCGAGACGCCGCUCCGCUGUUCGCGCUGUCCCACUCCGCCGCAAGUAGUGCAAGAUAGGGUGGUGACGCAGGUCGACCGGUCGGCAGGCACCAGGCGUGACGUGGCGCCCGACCCCGCUCGGUUCCCGUCGCUGCUGCGGGUCUUCUCCUACGUGCCCAGUCCCGACGGGCUCAACGAGAACCUCCUCAUCCUCCUUCAUGGCCUCGGCGACACGCAUAAGAACUACGAGUCGCUGGGCAGGACGAUGGCCGUGCCGCAGACCUGCUGCCUGGCCCUCCGCGCACCGCUCGACCUGCCGUUCGAGCUCGGCUACGGUUGGUUCCCCGCGUUCAACCAAGACGACGGCUCAUUGAUUACGCCGACGGUCCAAGAGAAGCGACGCUUGAACGGGCUCGCCAAGGCGCAGCAGCUCCUCACCGACUUCCUGGCCGUGCUCGAGCGCGAAUACGACUGGGAACCGAGUCGCGUCUUCCUCCUCGGAUUCUCGCAGGGCGCUGUGGUUGCGGUCCGACUGGCGCUGACGCUUGUCGACCGACCGCUGGGCGGCGUCAUCGCCGUCUCGAGUUCGCUGCUCGAAGAGGAGGCACUCGCCACGCCCAUCGGGCCGACCGCGUCGGCGGCGCCACCGCGGACGCCGCUGCUGGUCACCCACGGCCGCCGGGACCGUAUGGUGCCCCUCGACCAGGCCCGACGACAUCUGGUCCACGUGCGGAGCCGCUAUGGCGCGGCCGAGGCCGAGGCGGGCGGCAAGGCGCUGGUGCAAUGGAAGGAGUACGAGAAGGGCCACGAGAUGAUCAAGAGCCGGGAGGAGAUGCAGGAUGUGAUGGCCUUCCUCGCCGAGCACCUGAGACUACGCAGCGUGGCACUCGAGCGGCGGGACGACCUCAUCGAGGUCACCCCCGGGCACUCACGCGGGCAAUGA
Messenger RNA from Acanthamoeba castellanii str. Neff, 966 nucleotides. Its product is annotated as phospholipase/carboxylesterase. The coding region runs from base 1 to 966 and encodes 321 amino acids. Lineage: Eukaryota; Discosea; Longamoebia; Acanthamoebidae. The record is from RefSeq and is a predicted model, not a curated record. Gene Ontology annotation, molecular function: palmitoyl-(protein) hydrolase activity; carboxylic ester hydrolase activity. Gene Ontology annotation, biological process: protein depalmitoylation. The transcript has 5 exons. Gene Ontology annotation, cellular component: cytoplasm.